Balaenoptera musculus (blue whale) is the source of this 4730-nucleotide messenger RNA. It is a transcript of the gene KIF11, whose product is annotated as kinesin family member 11. Gene Ontology annotation, biological process: microtubule-based movement; mitotic spindle assembly. Gene Ontology annotation, cellular component: nucleus; spindle microtubule. Gene Ontology annotation, molecular function: microtubule binding; plus-end-directed microtubule motor activity; ATP binding. The transcript is spliced from 22 exons. The record is from RefSeq and is a predicted model, not a curated record. NCBI's taxonomy places the organism in Eukaryota, Metazoa, Chordata, Mammalia, Artiodactyla, Balaenopteridae. Bases 235 to 3405 code for a protein of 1056 amino acids.
GUUGCUUGGUUUCCUGGGCUUCGGGCGGAGACUAGGUCGGUGAUUCGAAGGCUCGGGCGGGUGCAGGACAGACGCCGGGGCCAGUCACAGUCCCUGGUGGAGAGCGAUUUCCCCGGCCACGCCAAUACCCGACAGGGGAGGAGGGCACCCGGGUCCGCGCCGGCCGCCGAGCCGCUCCCCGCCCCACGGCGCCCGAGUCCGCGACCAGGCCUUGAAUUUUCGGCGGGGACCGUCAUGGCGUCUCAGCCGAAUUCAUCUGCGAAGAAGAAAGAUGAGAAGGGGAAGAACAUCCAAGUGGUGGUGAGAUGCAGACCAUUUAAUUUGGCAGAGCGGAAAGCUAAUGCCCAUUCUGUAGUAGAAUGUGAUCACAUACGGAAAGAAGUUAGUGUACGAACUGGAGGAUUGGCCGACAAAAGCUCAAGGAAAACAUAUACUUUUGAUAUGGUUUUUGGAGCAUCUACUAAACAAAUUGACGUUUAUCGAAGUGUCGUUUGUCCAAUUCUGGAUGAAGUUAUUAUGGGCUAUAACUGCACUAUUUUUGCAUAUGGCCAAACUGGCACUGGAAAAACCUUUACAAUGGAAGGUGAAAGGUCCCCUAAUGAAGAAUAUACUUGGGAGGAGGAUCCUUUGGCUGGUAUAAUUCCACGUACUCUUCAUCAAAUUUUUGAGAAACUUACUGAUAACGGUACUGAAUUUUCAGUCAAAGUGUCACUGUUGGAAAUCUAUAAUGAAGAGCUUUUUGAUCUCCUUAAUCCAUCUUCUGAUGUUUCUGAGAGACUACAGAUGUUUGAUGAUCCCCGUAACAAGAGGGGAGUGAUAAUCAAAGGUUUAGAAGAAAUUACAGUACACAACAAAGAUGAAGUCUAUCAAAUUUUGGAGAAGGGGGCAGCAAAAAGGACAACUGCAGCAACUUUGAUGAAUGCCUACUCUAGUCGUUCCCACUCAGUUUUCUCUGUUACCAUACAUAUGAAAGAAACUACAAUUGAUGGAGAGGAGCUUGUUAAAAUUGGAAAGUUGAACUUGGUUGAUCUUGCAGGAAGUGAAAACAUUGGACGUUCUGGAGCAGUUGACAAGAGAGCUCGGGAAGCUGGAAAUAUCAAUCAAUCCCUGUUGACUUUGGGAAGGGUUAUUACUGCUCUUGUAGAAAGAACACCUCAUGUUCCUUAUCGAGAAUCUAAACUAACUAGAAUUCUCCAGGACUCUCUUGGGGGGCGUACAAGAACAUCUAUAAUUGCAACAAUUUCUCCUGCAUCUCUCAAUCUUGAGGAAACUCUGAGUACAUUGGAAUAUGCUCACAGAGCAAAGAACAUACUCAAUAAGCCUGAAGUUAACCAGAAACUCACCAAAAAAGCUCUGAUUAAGGAGUAUACAGAAGAGAUAGAGCGUCUGAAACGAGAUCUUGCUGCAGCCCGUGAAAAAAAUGGAGUGUACAUUUCUGAAGAAAAUUUCAGAGCCAUGAGUGGAAAACUAACUGUUCAAGAAGAACAAAUUGUAGAAUUGCUUGAAAAAAUUGCUGCUGUUGAGGAAGAGCUAAGUAGGGUUACAGAAUUGUUUAUGGAUAAUAAAAAUGAACUUGACCAGUGUAAAUCUGACCUGCAAAAUAAGACACAGGAACUUGAAACCACUCAAAGACAUUUACAAGAAACUAAAUUACAGCUUGUUGAAGAAGAAUAUUUCACGUCAGCUUUGGAAAGUACUGAGGAGAAACUUCAUGAUACUGCCAGCAGGUUGCUUAACACAGUUGAAGAAACUACAAAAGAUGUAUCUGGUCUCCAUUCUAAACUGGAUCGUAAGAAGGCAGUUGAUCAGCACAAUGCAGAAGCUCAGGAUAUUUUUGGCAAAAACCUGAAUAGUCUGUUUAAUAGUAUGGAAGAAUUAAUUAAGGAUGGCAGCACAAAACAAAAGGCCAUGCUAGAAGUUCAUAAAACCUUGUUUGGUAACCUGCUGUCUUCCAGUGUCUCUGCACUAGACACGAUUACUACAACAGCACUUGGAUCUCUCACAUCUGUUCCAGAAAAUGUGUCUACACUUGUUUCUCAGAUUUCUAAUAUGAUAUUAAAAGAACAGUCAUUAGCAGCAGAAAGUAAAACCGUACUUCAGAAAUUGAUUAAUGUACUUAAGAGUGACCUCCUCAGUUCACUGGAAACAGUUUUAUCCCCCACUGUGGUAUCUAUGCUGGAAAUCAAUAGUCAACUAAAGCAUAUUUUCAAGACUUCAUUGAUACUGGCUAAUAAGAUAGAAGAUCAGAAGAAGGAAAUGGAUGGAUUUCUCAGUACACUGUGUAACAAUCUACAUGAACUAAAAGAAGAUACAAUUUCUUCCUUGGCUGAAACACAGAAGCUAUGUGAAAACUUAACUGAAGACCUGAAGACAAUAAAGAAAAUCCAUUCACAGGAACUUUGCCAGUUAAUCAAUCUUUGGAAGGAGAGAUUCUGUGCUUUGGAGGAAAAGUGUGAAAACAUGUGGAAACCACUUAGCAGUGUUCAAGAAAAUACAGAGCAGAAAUCUAAAGAUAUAAUCAGCAAAACAACUUCUCACAGUGAAAAAUUUGGUGCUGAUUUUGAUGACUUGUCAGCGGAACUCAGACAUUUUAACCAGGAAGGUACAAAACUGGUUGAAGAGUCUGAGAAACACUGUGAUAAACUCAGUAGCAACCUUGAAGUAAUAUCUCAAGAGAAUGAACAGAGAUGUGAGGCUCUGAACACAAGCACACUUUGUUUUUCUGAACAGUGGGUAUCUUGCUUAAAUAAAAGGGAAGAGGAACUUCAGAAUUUAUUGAAGGUUGUACAACAAGGUUGUGAGGCUUCAAGUUCAGAGAUUACUGAAAAAUUAAUUGGGCAUAAAGCAGCUAAUGAGAACCAGCAUAACAUUCUUCUUGGUCAGAUAACUAUUGAUGAAGAAGAAUUAAUGACACAAAGUCAAGAACUUAAUAAAACUGUAAAAAUUGGUUUGACUAAGCUUAAUUGCUUUCUGCAACAGGAUCUGAAACUGGAUAUCCCAACAGGUACGACACCACAGAGGAAAAAUUAUUUAUACCCAUCAACACUGGUGAGAACCCAGCCACGUGAACAGCUCCUUGAUCAGUUGAAAAGGAAACAGCCUGAGCUGUUAAUGACACUAAACUGUUCAGAAAACAACAAAGAAGAGACCAGUCAGGACUUGGAUGAAGAAAAGGCGGUUCUGGUGCACACUGUUGAAGAACCUCUAAGUCAAGAGCCAUCUGUAGACACUAGUUUGGAUUGUUCAUCAAGUGGUGGGGUUCCAUUUUUCCAGCAUAAAAAAUCACAUGGAAAAGAUAAAGAAAACAGAGGCAUUAAUCUACUGGAGAGGUCUAAAGUAGAAGAAACUACAGAGCAAUCUGUUAUGAAGAGCAGAUUACCUCUACGAGCCCAGAACAAUUUUUAGUUAACUUGAGGACAGGUAAUUUUACUUUCUAAGAAAAAUGAAAAAUAAAACCUGUAACCCCAGAACUUGAGCCUUGUGUAUAGAUUAAAAACGAGUAGAAAAUAUCAAGGCAGUACUGUAAAUUAGUUGAAUUUAUUAUCUACCCAUUUUUUCUGUCAUUGCUGUAGUUUACUGUAUAUUAAGUUGGGUUUCAUUUGGGAUUUGCAUUGAGUAAAUAUGCAUUUCUCGCUUUUGAUAUAAAAUAGCUCUUUCAUAACAAAUGAAAAAUAUUUUUCUAGUAUAUUACUAAAUAGCAGAUAUAUAGAAGCUGCAGUGUUCUUUUAGGCUUGAACUUAUAUACGUAAAUAUCACCAGCGCAUGGUUUUAGGAAGGACCGUAUCCUUUCUUUUCUUGGUAUGAUUGAAUUAUGUUUAUAUUUGCUUGCCUCCUUCCCUAGACUUUUUCAUUCUGCCUUCUCAGCAAACUUUCUCCCUUUUUUUGUCACCAAACCAUUUGUAGAGCUACAAAAUGGUAUCCAUUAUUAUUAUGAGAUAGCCAGAAUUUUACCUAGGAAUCUUUUACACUUUUCUGUGGUUAUCUCUAAAAUUGCUGUCAACAGUAAACACAACCCUAGAAGUAUCCCUUCCUUCAAUAUUUUAAUUUGUUUCCCCCUAGAUAUGAAAUCAUUUCAUUCCUUUUUGAGGCCUAACACAUUAGUCCCCACAGAGUUCAUAAGAAGCCAUCUUCUCCAGAAUAUAGAUUGCUAUUAUGAGAGAACUACCUGGAGUUCUGAUUAAUGGCUAUGUGACCCUAUUUUGAAGCCUGUAUCUUGUGCAAAAGCUCAAAGUGUUUAAGCGCUUUUUGAAGCUAUUAAUUAUGACUAUCAUUUAUAUUCUUUUGUUUACCUGGUGAAACUUUUUGUUGUUCUUUGUAUAUAAUAAAAUAUGUGUGUAUAUAUUUUUCGCUAUUGAAAUCUUAACCCUUUUUAGAAGGGCCCUGACAAUUUUGAUCUGGCAGCCAAAUUUCUGGAAGUUGGGAUGUUUGAACAUGAAGAACCAGAGCACUUAGAAGGAAUAUAUGUGAAGAAUAAAUUCAGUGCACACAUCAAGUUUAAGUGUAUAAAUUCAGAUUUGAUUCUGAUAGCUAAGUAAAACCAAACCCUGUUGGAGAAUUAGAAAAUGUGCUACUUCAAGGAACUAAGUUUGCCUUGCAGAGUGCUAAUUAUCUUAAUAAAAAUGAUCAUAUAAUUUCUCUGCAAAAUCAGAUGUCAACAUAAGCUAUGGAUAAUAUCUAAAAAAAUAAGCUACCCUCAGUAAAUCCAUGAUUAAUAAAUUUGGUUUCUACAU